This is a messenger RNA of Condylura cristata (star-nosed mole), 981 nucleotides long. RefSeq names its product transmembrane protein 8A (gene PGAP6). Lineage: Eukaryota; Metazoa; Chordata; Mammalia; Eulipotyphla; Talpidae. The coding region runs from base 1 to 981 and encodes 326 amino acids. The transcript is spliced from 5 exons. Gene Ontology annotation, cellular component: plasma membrane. The record is from RefSeq and is a predicted model, not a curated record.
AUGGUCCCCGACCAAGCGCCGCUGCACCCGUCUGGCUUCACGGGCCCCAGAGUCCGCUCCCGCGGCCAGGGUGGCCCUCCUUCGGAAGCGGGGAACGUCAGGGCUCCCCCCUCGCUGUGUCCCCGCCUAGGCCCCCAGCACCUCCGCGGACAGCGCUCGACCGGACCACGCGGCGCCCACAGCCGCAGCCCCCCCCCCCCCCGCAAAGGCAGCUGUCGUGGGCUGGGCCGCACAGCCCCUGGCGCCCCCGUCGCACCCGGCACCUGGCGCCCCGGGCCCAGUGCAGCCGAGCACGCUGCGGCCGGCUUCUGCGGCCGUGCUCAGGGUGGUGGCGCCCUGCACCCCUAUCUGCAACACCAGACCCCCGUUCUGGAUGGCCCUGGGGGGGCACCUCGGAGGAGCAGGCACCGUGCUGCGGACGCUGCUGCCCGCCCCUGGCCGUUACACACCUCUGGGCCGGACCCCUGCUGGACGGCAGAGGGCAGGCUGGUGUCCGAGCAGUUCCUGCAGACCCCGCAGAAGCUGUCCCCCUACAGCUGGUACGGCAGCGCCAGGCUCUUCCGCUUCCGCGUGCCCCCCGACACCGUGCUUCUGCGCUGGCUGCUGGGGGUGGCCAGGGCCGGCGGCCCGGCCUGUGCCCAGGCGGAGGUGACCGUGCACUUCCGCUACGGCGCCCCCCCGGUGAUCAACCCGCUGGGCACCGACUUCGCGCCGGACACCUCGGUGCGCCCCUCCUUCUUCGUGAAGAUGCUGCACGGCAACAGCUCGGUCAACCUCUCCCACCCGGCGCCCGGGGACUGGUUUGUGGCCGCCCACCUGCCCCCCGCGUCCCAGAAGAUUGAGGUGCAGGGCUUCAUCCCCGCCUGCGCCUACGUCUUCCAGCCGGACAUGCUGCUGCUGCGGGCGGUGGAGGCGGCCAUCCUGGAGCCCGGCCUGCCGCUGCCGCAGACGCUGCGCUCGCUCCCCAGCUACCUCAAGUGA